This is a messenger RNA of Neurospora crassa OR74A, 3638 nucleotides long. Its product is annotated as Cullin-3. Gene Ontology annotation, molecular function: ubiquitin protein ligase binding. Gene Ontology annotation, cellular component: Cul3-RING ubiquitin ligase complex. The record is from RefSeq and is a predicted model, not a curated record. The coding region runs from base 507 to 3023 and encodes 838 amino acids. Gene Ontology annotation, biological process: ubiquitin-dependent protein catabolic process; protein ubiquitination. The transcript is spliced from 3 exons. NCBI's taxonomy places the organism in Eukaryota, Fungi, Ascomycota, Sordariomycetes, Sordariales, Sordariaceae.
UCCAUUACUAAACUUCAUCCUCGACCACGUCUCUCACGUUUGCCACUUCUGGCAAUUAACAUGCCUCGGGUUUUCACUUUCUCUUGACUUCUCCAUUUGGUCUUUUUUUUUCAGCCCCGGGGGUUCAUAUACUUUACGAUUCGCGGACCACCAAACGUUUUCUUUCUUCGGUCUGGGGAUCGUGUACAUCUGCUGCGAAUCGCAGAACCCAUUCCAACCCUUUGAGAGCUCGUCCCGCGCGCCCUGGCCCAGCUCGACCUGACAACUUCCUUUGUGACUCUCCAUCAAUAACGACUCAUUGGCCACAAUCACCAUAGCCCUUUAGCUAUUACGCGUCUUCUAUUCAGACCUUUUCUUCACGCACACACCGUCGAUACCCCUACUGGUUACCGACUGCGGUCGCUUGACACUAUAGCUACUAUUGGAGGGGUCACACCUGCAGGACUUCCACUUCACCCUUCACAAAAACCCUUGCGGUUUAGGAACGGAGCACAAACGUCGCAAUCAUGGCAUCGAGAACCAACAAGAUCAGGCCCAUAAGGAAGCCGAUAACGAAUCGAGACCAGAGCGAGUUCGAGCCAUGCUGGGCCCUUUUGCGCGACGCCAUGACCGAUAUUCACCUACAGAACGCCGGCCGUCUGUCCUUCGAACAACUAUACCGAGCUUCAUACAAGAUUGUGCUUCGGAAGAAGGGCGCCCUACUCUACGAGAGGGUUAGAGACUUUGAGCAGGAGUGGUUCCGAGAUCACAUCAUGCCGAACAUCGCCGCCCUGAUCACCAAGAACCUGAUCAACAUAUCGCUGCUUCAGCACCCGGGGUCGAGUUCACAUGAGCGCAGGGAGAUGGGCGAAAAGUUCCUGCGCGGAAUACGAGACUCAUGGACGGAUCACAAUAGGUCUAUGAACAUGAUUGCGGAUGUGCUCAUGUAUCUCGACCGUGUCUAUACCCUAGAGACGAAGCAGCCCUCUCUGUUUGCCGUUACAAUUGGUCUCUUCCGGAACAAUGUCCUCCGGAGCCACAUUGGCGCCGCCGCAGAAGACAUCGAGCAAGACUUUGUCGUCUUUGACAUUCUCUGCGCCGUCAUAUUGGACCUGAUCAACAUGGAGCGCGACGGCGAUAUCAUCAACCGAAACCUAGUGCGCAAAAUAACUGCGAUGCUUGAGAGCUUAUACGAGACAGAUGACGAGAUCGAAAACCAUCGGCUUUACCUAACCCUUUUCGAACCUCGGUAUCUCGAGGCAAGCACCGAGUUUUACCGUAAAGAGUGUGAGAAGCUGGUCCAGGAAGCAAAUUGCAGCACGUGGCUCCGCCAUGCCCAACGGCGACUAAACGAGGAGCGCGAGCGAUGUGGUACUACCCUAUCAAUUAUGACGACCGACAAAAUCGCGAGUGUUGUGGAGAAGGAGCUCAUCGAGGCAAAGCUCGAUGUCUUUCUGGCCAUGGAGGGGAGCGGCCUGAAGCCCAUGAUCGACAAUGAUCGCUUGGACGACCUUUCGAUCCUGUACCAACUCAUAUCCAGAGUGGACAGUACGAAAUCGGCGCUAAAGGUUAUUCUACAACGUAGAGUGCGGGAGCUUGGACUGGAGAUUGAGAAGGCGCUCAAGAACACAGACUUUUCCGUCGCUGGUGCAGCUGCUGGGGAUGGUGAGGAUGCUGGCGAAGCGGCAGAGAAGGCCAAACCCCAGACCUUGAAUCCGGCUCAGCAGCAAACCGCUGCCGCUAUCAAGUGGGUGGACGACGUAUUGCAGCUUAAGGACAAGUUCGACAGAAUAUUGUCCGAUUGCUUCUGCGAUGAUCUCCUGCUACAGUCCGCUAUCACACGAAGCUUCUCCGACUUCAUCAACUCUUUCAAUCGCAGUUCUGAAUAUGUUUCUCUAUUCAUUGAUGACAACCUCAAACGCGGCAUCAAGACCAAGACGGAAGCCGAAGUAGACGCUGUCUUGGAUAAAGCCAUCGUUCUUCUCAGAUAUCUUACAGAUCGAGACAUGUUCGAAAGGUAUUACCAGAAACAUCUGGCCAAGCGGCUACUGCAUGGGAAGUCUGAAAUCCAUACCGAGAAGGAGAUGGUAUCCCGUAUGAAGUCAGAAAUGGGCAAUCAUUUCACAUCCAAGUUUGAAGGCAUGUUCAAGGACAUGGAGUUGUCCAAGGACCUAACCGACAACUACCGUGACCAUAUCGCCAGUUUAGGUGAUGCCGACUAUAAGAUGGUUGACCUCAACAUCAACGUCCUGACCACCAACAACUGGCCACCCGAGGUAAUGGGUGGUGGUACGUCGAAGGGAGAAGGGGCGAAACUGGAUUGCUUCUAUCCACCCGAAAUCAAGCGGCUCCAGGAGAGCUUUUACAAGUACUACCUGAAGGACAGGAGCGGCCGUGUUCUUACAUGGGUUAGCUCGGCGGGCAAUGCGGACAUCAAGUGUGUGUUCCCCAAGGUUCCGGGCAAGGAGACUGGACCUUUGAGCAAGGAAAGGCGGUAUGAGCUAAACGUCUCGACGUAUGGCAUGAUUGUGCUUAUGCUGUUCAACGAUCUCGUGGACGGCGAAAGUUUGAGCUUCGACGAGAUCCAAGCCAAGACGAACAUUCCGGCACCAGAGCUCAUGCGGACACUGGCUUCACUUUCGAGUGUUCCCAAGUGCAGGGUACUGCUAAAGGAACCGGCCACAAAGAACGUCAAAAAUACCGACAAGUUCUCUUACAACGCACAGUUUGUGAGUAAGGCUAUCAGGAUCAAAGCUCCCGUUAUAAGCAGCAUUUCCAAGGUCGAGGGAGACGAGGAGCGAAAGGAGACGGAAAGGAAGAAUGAUCAGACGCGCGCUCAUGUUAUCGAUGCGGCGGUUGUCAGAAUUAUGAAGCAACGCAAGUUACUGGCCCACACCAAGCUCGUAAACGAGGUGAUCUCGCAACUCAUGGGCCGCUUCAAGCCCGACGUACCGCUAAUCAAGAAACGGAUCGAGGACCUCCUGGCGAGAGAGUACCUGGAGCGGGUUGAAGGUGACUCGUCAACGUACCGAUACUUGGCUUAGUCCACUGCAUCGCAUUACACAUAGUGGUAGUAUAUGUCGCACUAACCAUAACACUAUCCCGACUGGAUAGUCGUUUACAUACAAUACAUACAACAAUUCAUGAUUGGGAGGUCCGGCGAAACCCAUGCUUUAAAUAGAAUCUUGAUGACGUCAGUCCUCUAGUGGCCGUACGAGUAAGCAACGUGCCCUACUUCUUUACCCCUUUCUACCAUGCAAAAAUCCUGUAAAUAUAUAUAUACAUGUGUGUGUGCCCAGACAUCAUUACGGCUGAGCUAUUCUUGGAAGGUCCUUGGGUGAUCCGUCUCCCAACCCUAUCAGAAGAAAGCUCCCUGUACAAACAUCGGAUGGGGGAUAUUCAGAAAUGAGACACACAUAUUCGCGACAUUGCAUCUUUGGGCUGGGUCCGAUGGCGCUGGACAUGUAUUUUUUCUAAGUUGCGCAUCAGCGGCUUUGUCAUUCCUUCAGGAGUUGCGUUGAGUCGAGUUGAGUUGAGUUGUCUUUUGUUAUUGCAUAUAGGCUUAAAAGUCAUCCAUCGCAUCGGUCUUUCGCCACGGGCCGUAAUUGGAAAAAGUUGGGGGAAUGAAUAGAAAGUUUGAAAUCUACAACGAGAAACAG